AUGAGAGAGAAAGUAGAGAGAUGGGAGAGAGAGGGUAAUGAAGGGCUCGAGACGAAAUACAGUGGGGAAGGUGAGUGGACUCCGGUGAGGCAUAAACGGCGUUUCGUUCAAAAGAACAAGUGGGAUAAUGUUCGCGGUGAUUCGGUGGUUGAUGGAGGAAGGAGCCAUGAUCGAAAAAUCACAUCUUUUUUCUUAUGUUCCUUUCCUGAGAGCUUUAGGGCUAGGGAUUUGUACGAGGUUUUUUCGCGGUUUGGAGCGGUGAAUGAAGUGGUUAUUCCGGCCAAAAGAGAUGUUAGAGGCAAGCGGUAUGGGUUUGUCCGCUUUUUCGAUGUGAAGGAUUCUCGGCUUCUUGGUUGUAAGCUUGAUAACAUUUUUUUGGAGGACAUCAAGCUUCAGGUAAAUAUUCCCAGAUUUGCUCGUUCUGUGAGCGGUUUGGAGAGAAAAGGAGAUCAGGUGAAGGAUGGUAGAGCCGGGGUAGUGUGA
Vicia villosa (hairy vetch) is the source of this 483-nucleotide messenger RNA. RefSeq lists its product as uncharacterized. Bases 1 to 483 code for a protein of 160 amino acids. The transcript has a single exon. Gene Ontology annotation, molecular function: RNA binding. Lineage: Eukaryota; Viridiplantae; Streptophyta; Magnoliopsida; Fabales; Fabaceae. The record is from RefSeq and is a predicted model, not a curated record.